Molecule: messenger RNA, 548 nt
Organism: Drosophila ficusphila
Lineage: Eukaryota; Metazoa; Arthropoda; Insecta; Diptera; Drosophilidae
Product: dynein regulatory complex protein 8
Exons: 4
Coding region: 44-511 (155 amino acids)
Molecular function (GO): calcium ion binding
Source: RefSeq, a predicted model, not a curated record
CCACAACUUGUCUCAGUCGAAUUGAAAAACUCAAGCCUUCAACAUGGAUAUGGAUUUAAACAACGACUUGGAGAAACGCAUUUCGGAUGCCUUUUGUGUGUUUGAUCAUCAUGGCGACAAGUUCAUAGACGUGCGAGAAGUUGGCACUGUUCUCAGACUUUUGGGCUGUGUUCCCACUGAGGAGGAGGUAAACGAGGUUAUUUCGGCCACAGAAUCGGAGGAGACCAGUGGCGAAGUGCAUUUGACCAAAUUUUUGCCCCAUGUCUCGCAGUUGCUAAUGGAAAGAAAAAUGGAACCCGCUCCGCCGGAGAAAAUUCUGCAAGCCUUCAAGAUAUUGGAUCCGGAAAAUAAGGGCUACUUGACCAAGGAAACUUUUGGGAAACUCAUGAUGGAGGAGGGUGAACCUUUCACCCAGGAGGAGAUGGAUGAGAUGUGGCCAGUGGCCAUAGAUCCAAUAAGCGGACACAUACCUUAUGAGUUCUACUUGAAUCAGUUAAUGGUUUAUUUGUAAAAGAGUACCUGGAAUUUAAUAAAGAGUUGAAAACCUU